UUGUGCUUGUGGUAACUAGUGACGACCGAACCACUGUAGGAGGAGCUUCCGGUUUGUCGGUUGAUGUAGCAGAAAUUAAAUCGUUGUUUGGAAACAUCAUGUACCAAGUAUUCAUCUAAAUCUUAUGGAUAUUGAAUAAUAAUAUGGCCGUAGCCAUGAGUUCAACCUGUCCGGGACAUUAUUGUGGCAAGAUGUUGAUAAAUGGCUCAUUUGAUGGAGAAUGUGGGUUGAAUUAUCAGGUAUGUCCCAGAGGAGAGAAGACAAACAUGCAGAAGAUCUGUGAGAAGUGUACAGAAUCCCCUGAACUUUAUGACUGGCUGUACCUGGGCUUCAUGGCAAUGCUGCCACUGGUUCUACACUGGUUCUUCAUCGAGUGGUACUCUGGGAAGAAAAGCUCCAGUGCCCUCUUCCAACACAUCACAGCCCUGUUUGAGUGCAGCGCUGCGGCUAUGGUGACUCUGCUGGUCAACGACCCAGUGGGUCUGCUGUCUAUCAGGUCCUGCAGAGUCCAGAUGCUUUCAGACUGGUACACCAUGCUGUACAACCCCAGCCCAGACUACAUCACCACUCUACACUGCACACAGGAAGCUGUCUUUCCCCUGUACACUAUAGUGUUGAUCUACUACGCCUUCUGCCUGAUGUUUAUGAUGCUGCUGCGGCCACUCCUGGUCAAGAAGAUUGCCUGUGGUCUGGGGAAAUCUGACCGCUUCAAGAGCAUCUACGCUGCUCUCUACUUCUUCCCCAUCCUGACAGUCCUGCAAGCUGUGGGAGGCGGCCUGCUCUAUUAUGCUUUUCCAUACAUUAUUUUGGUGUUGUCCCUGGUUACCCUGGCAGUGUACAUGUCAGCCUCAGAAAUACAGUCUUUCAAGAAUCUCGCUGCCAAGAAGAAGAGGUUGGUGGUGCUCUUCAGCCAUUGGCUACUUCACGCGUAUGGCAUCAUCUCCAUCUCCCGAUUGGAUAAACUGGAGCAGGACCUACCUCUAUUGGCCCUGGUACCUGGACCCGCCCUUUUCUACCUGCUCACUGCCAGGUUCACUGAACCUAGCCGGAUUCUGUCAGAAGGCGGCAACGGCCACUAGAACUAUUAUAGAUGGAUGUGGGUAUUAAAGUUAGACUCAGGGAAUUCAUGUUGCCACGAGCAGCCUUUACUGCCUUCUCUGAGUAUGGUAGGAUGACUGCUGCAUGCAGUGUUGAUAGUUGAUAUUCCUCUCACAGUGAAAAGAUUUUAGGAUAUUCCUAGAACUAAGCUGGGAAUACAAACAACGUGUACAUACUGUAUGUCUAUAAACUACAAAGCUCCAUAUAUAUUUCAAGUGUUAAUUAUUGAAUGGUAUCGUUUGUGUCCACAUGAAUGUUGUCUUUACAACCUAAGGCCUAAGAUGUACUGUUCCUCAUUGAGGCUGUUUUGAGACAUGUUUUAUCAUUAGAUAUUCACUCUGUGUCAUUAUUUUGGGCUCCUGAGUGGCUCAGCGAUCUACGUCACUGCAUCUCUGUACUAGAGGCAUCACUACAGACCCUGGUUCGAUCCUGGGCUGUAUCACAACCGGCCAUGAUUGAGAGUCCCAUAGGGCGGCGCACAAUUGGCCCAGCGUCGUUAGGGUUUGGCCGGGGUUAGGCCGUCAUUGUAAAUAAGAAUUUCUUCGAAACUGACUUGCCUAGUUAAAUUAAAAAAUCAUAUAUGCUUAACAUCCGUGAUUGUUUUAAGCUCAGAUAUCCUUGAUUGUUGCAGUGAAAUCAAAGAUGGUCUCUGGAUUGUCCAAUAGUUUAAGUUGUUAGAUGUUCUUAAACUAAAUCUAAUGUGCCAAAAACUCUGAACACAUGCAUACAUCCAGUGGCAGAUAAAAUAGUUUAUUAUAACCUAAUAUUAUGUUACAAGCCAAGUGGAAUAUAGUUCCAUUAUUUUGCUUGAUCAAAAAUGGAAUGAAAAUUAUCCUGCUGUUUCCCCGUAAAUUAUGUUGGGGAAAUACGCUUGCUGGAUAGUAAGGAAAUUAAAUUGUGAAUGUAUUUUAUGCAUGCUCAUAGAAUGCUUGUAAAUAGAUGACAAUGGAUGUGUUUAUUAGAAAUAUAUAUUUUUAUUGCAGUGUAAAACAUACAGAACGAGGACUUGACUAGCUACAACUUUGACUUGUAAAAUGUAUUGUUCAAAAAAACUUGUGAAAUGCAGUGUUAUAAAGUAUGAUUUUUCUGAAAUAAAAUCAGAAGUGUGUACUCAUCUA
Molecule: messenger RNA, 2216 nt
Organism: Oncorhynchus mykiss (rainbow trout)
Lineage: Eukaryota; Metazoa; Chordata; Actinopteri; Salmoniformes; Salmonidae
Source: RefSeq, a predicted model, not a curated record